UCUAUGCUCAUUUUCUGCUGUAAACCUAAGCGGAUGGCGACAAAAAUUCGAUUCUCAAUAAUUAAAUAUUACAACAAUUAGACAUAAAAAUGUACUAGUAUUUCAAAGAUUUUUUUGACCGUUAAGAUUUAAGAAUACCUAUAUUUUCGUUUCUGGCCAAAGAAGAUUUGCGGAUAAAGCUGUUUACUGACAGCCUACAAAUAUGCCGCUAUUACAGCUAAAUAUAAGUGAGGGAGACAUAAUUCGUUUAAUUUUAGAAUUUCUCAAUCGGCGUGAUCUCCAUAUCACACAGCUCUCGUUAGAGCGCGAGACUGGAGUAAUUAAUAGCAACUAUCCUAAUGAUGUCCUUUUUUUGCGACAACUCAUCCUUGAUGGCCAGUGGGACGAUGUACUUGAGUUUAUACAGCCACUUAGCCCAUUAAAAGACUUUCAAGGCAAUAAAUUCCAUUAUAUCAUUUUACGGCAAAAAUAUAUUGAACUAUUAUGCAUCAAAUCGGAAAUCAAAGAACCAGAUAGUAUACUGAGUAUUGUCAAUGAAGUAGUAGAUGUUCUUGGCGAAGUCGAGAAAUUUGCUCCAAGUAAAGAAGAGUAUUCAAAAUUAUGUUUGCUCUUGACCUUACCAAGCAUCACAAAUCUUGAGCAAUACAAGAAUUGGAAUCCAAGCACUGCAAGGGUGCAAUGCUUCCAGGAGGUAUAUCCUCUUGUAGAAAAUUUCAUGCCUUCUGGCAAGCCUACUUCAAACGCUUCUCUGCCCAAAAGUGCUAAGAACGAUCGCUUGAUGCAGCUGGUGAUAAAAGGUAUCCUGUACGAGUCUUGCGUGAACUUUUGCCAGAGCAAGGCGACAGGUGUGCAGGAGGCCCAGCCAGCAGAAGUCAAUUUCUCGCAGUUGCUUGAUGUGCCUGGACUCGGCAAGUCUGACCUGAGCUUACAAGCGUGGCUUCAGUCCAUUCCUCUGGAGAUAUUUGGUAUUCCCUUCGAGCAUACAUCGCUCAGCGUGGAUGUGGAGAAACUGGAGCGUCCGUCGCUGCACACGUCGUGGACCGAGCACAUGCUGGUAACGCCGAUCAAGCCGCGCACUUUCCCGCACGUAAAGAUGGUGUUCCGCAGGCCGCAGUCCGCCGCAGACGUCAUGUCGCGCUCACUACGGCCGCUGACCGACAGGAUUUUGCGGCCUCCCAUCGCAAUGGCGCAGUCAGCUAUCGACGCCGCGUCCGCUGGAUACGCUGGUAAUGCGCUCCCUGUCCCACUGUCCAACUCCUACAGUGGCUUCCAUCUGACGGGGAUGAAGGACAGUAGACUGAUGAACACUUCUGUCGACAAACUCUUUGAAGUUCCAAAGUCCGAACUCAGCAGGAGCUACGCAAUUAAUGAUAAAUUGCAGCCUAUACAAGAAAACGCCAAAGCAACGAGUGACACAGUGAGUGCGAGAAACCAAGCAAACGGCAUAGAAGUAUCGAACGUAUCAACUCCUGAACAACGUCCGCAAGACUAUUCCGCGUCGACGUCCGCAGCUGCCGAUGACGAGUUAUCAGUCGACUUUGGAGCUUACAAGAGAGAUUUGCUAAAAGAAUAUGAAGAACAAAAACAUCUGCGGAAGUUGUCUGGUUCACAACCUGGGAGAGUUAUACAAGUGGGAGACGUCUUACCAUCAAGAGAUUUCACCAAUCAGCGUGGGCAGCAACAAGAGGCCGCUAACUUGGCAUCUGGUGGUGCAGUGGGGAGUAGCAAUAGGCCUGGGAAUGAUGAGCCAACAGUCACAGGAGCAGCGCCUUUGCAGACGAUGGGCAGAAAUGGCGGCCCGACGUCGGCCACCCGCGCCUCUGACUCCGCCCCGACUCCAGCAGCUGCUGAAGUCAACAACUCAAGACCUACCUUCAAACCCGUAACACUGCUGGAAGACCUGCAAGCCGUCAGAUGCGCGGAAUUCCACCCCAACGGGAACGUAUACGCAGUGGGCUCAAACACGAAGACUUUGAGAAUAUGCACAUACCCGAAGAUGGAUGAUUUCAAAAACGACAGCGGUUUGGCCGCCACCACGGUUUUGAUGAAGAGGACCAAACACCACAAGGGGAGUAUCUAUUGUAUGGCAUGGAGUCCCGCGGGAGACCUACUCGCUACCGGUUCCAACGACAAGACGGUCAAGAUGAUGAAGUUUAACAGCCACACAAGCUAUUUAGAGGGACAGGAGAUGGAGUUGACAAUGCACGAUGGCACAAUUAGGGAUCUAUGCUUUAUAGAAGAUACGACAAACAAAGCUAGCUUACUGGUAAGCGGGGGCGCUGGUGACUGUAAGGUGUACGUUACUGACUGUGCCACGGGCAAAACUUUCCAGUCGCUUUCGGGCCACACCGGUCAUGUCUUGGCUCUGUACAAUUGGGGCGGCGCUAUGUUCGUGUCGGGCAGUCAGGACAAGACUGUGCGGUUCUGGGACUUGCGUGUCGGAGGCUGCGUCAAUGUUAUAACGCCGCCUACCGGAAUACCGGCCAGGGUAACAGUUCUACAAAGCACCGCGGUGGGGUCGUUGACAGUAGACCCCAGCGGGCGGCUGUUAGUGUGCGGACACGAGGACGGCUCGUGCGCCCUGCACGACGUGCGCGGCUCGCGCACCUUACAUCGCUUCAUGCCGCACGGCGGCGACGUGCGGAGCGUGCGCUUCUCGCCCGGCGCCUACUACCUUCUCAGCGCGGGCUACGACGGCCGGGUGGUGCUCUCAGACAUGCAAGGUGAUUUAACCUGCCCUCUGCCCAACGUGCUAGUAGCACGUCACCCAGACAAAGUCAUAUCCGCGAGAUGGCACCCGGAAGACUUCUCGUUCCUCUCAACAUCUGCAGACAAGACGGCUGUUCUGUGGACCAUUCCGCCAAUAUGAAGCGGAAGGAAGGAAGUACCAUUGUUUAAUUUAAAUUUAUAAGUCGAAAAUGUUAUUGUAUUGUAUGUUUUAAUUUUUCAUAAUGCAGUUUAAUUUUGAUUAAUAUGAUGAUGAUCUAGCCAAUAUUGCAUGUUAUACAAGAGUCCGCCAAUAUGAAGCGGAAUGAAGGAAGUAUCAUUGUUUAAUUUUAAUUUAUAAGUCGAAAAUGUUAUUGUAUUGUAUGUUUUAAUUUUUCAUAAUGCAGUUUAAUUUUGAUUAAUAUGAUGAUGAUCUAGCCGAUAUUGCAUGUUAUACAAAAGUCCGCCAAUAUGAAGCGGAAUGAAGGAAGUAUCAUUGUUUAAUUUUAAUUUAUAAGUCGAAAAUGUUAUUGUAUUGUAUGUUUUAAUUUUUCAUAAUGCUGUUUAAUUUUGAUUAAUAAUUGAUGAUGAUCUAGCCAAUAUUGUAUGUUUUACAAAAGUCCGCCAAUAUGAAGCGGAAUGAAGGAAGUACCAUUGUUUAAUUUAAAUUUAUUAAUCGAAAGUGAUGUGUAUUGUAUGUUUUAAUUUUUCAUAAUGCAGUGUAAUAUAGUUUAAUGUUGAUUAAUAUGAUGAUGAUCUAGCCAGUAUUGCAUGUUUUACAUUAACAGUGAUUGUAUUUCAGUAUUGUUAUCGGGAAACAAUAAGUCUUGUAUGUGGUCAAGACUGGUGUGAGAUUUGAGAAAGAAAAUUUAACUUUCCGCCAAGUUAAACUGGUAUUAGAUAUUUAGAUUCAUAAAUAUUGCAAUACUGGCUUGUUUUUUUUUUAUAUAAUAUAAUUAAAAAAAUAAAAAUAAUUGAAUAUUUGAAUCAACAAUAUUAAAGGAACUUAUGUGUAUAGUUGUUAUAGGAAACUUAGUUUUAGAAAUUUCCUGUCGUUUAACAUUUAACAGUACAUAAUUUAUAUUAUCAUGUAUUUGAAAUGAAUUGGGGAAUUAUGUUUAUGGUCUAAGAUCCGUUGUGAUUAGAAAUAAAUGAUGGAUAAUGGUUACCUUGACUCUAUCAUUUAUUUCUAAUCACAAUUAAAUAACAGAUGAGGGUAUAUAUUUCUGAUAACGGAUCUCGUACCAUUAUGUUUAUGUUAUUUAAAAAAAAAUGCCUUUUUCUUGUACAUCUUCCUUUAUGUUAAUUAUAACAAUUUUUAAUCAUACCUGCUUAUAAACAAAUUGAUUGACAUUUAGCAUUCUAUAUUUUUGAUGUAAUUAAUGAAUAUUUAAUCAUUAAAAAUAUUUCAUUAUAUAUAAUAUUAAUAUAAAAUUUCAGAACUUUAUAGCUGUAUGAAUUAGAUUUUCAAGUAAGUCUUUUUUUUUUUAGAAAUUUAUUAUUUUGGUUGUAAUGUUAUGGUGUACAUAUAGGCGUUUGUGUUUAACAAUGAAGGAUUGCUAAUAGAGCAGAGACACGUUUAUAAAUUAUCAUGUAUGUGAGUUUUUGCUAAGUGUGUUGGUAAAUUGAAUAUCUAUGCCACCUAUAUCCAUGUGGUAUCUCUCUAAAUAAUUUAAUAACACGUUUCUGCUGUUCUUUAAUAUCUGCUUAUGAACAAAUUGACUGACAUUUAGCAUUCUAUAUUUUCACUUUUAUUGUAAUUAUUAAUGGACAUUUAAUCUCUAACAAUGUUUCUUGAUUUUAUUUACUGUGUAGGAUAACAUAAUUAUGGGCAUGCGUAAAACGUAUACUAGUAUUUUUUUUGUAGAAAAUUUCAGAACUUUACAUGGCUUUGUGAAUUAAAUUUUCGAGUAGGCUAAUAGAGCAGAAUCAUGUCCUUUUAAAUGAAUGUUCUUAAAAAUAAUUAUAUCUAUUUGUAAUAAAAUAUAUUUAAUAAUUAAAUAAGAAAUAAAUAUAUUUAAAAAUGAAUUCAACUUUAAUAAAUUAUUAAUCCAAUAUA
Bicyclus anynana (squinting bush brown) is the source of this 4765-nucleotide messenger RNA. RefSeq names its product WD repeat-containing protein 47. The coding region runs from base 203 to 2869 and encodes 888 amino acids. The record is from RefSeq and is a predicted model, not a curated record. The transcript is spliced from 10 exons. Lineage: Eukaryota; Metazoa; Arthropoda; Insecta; Lepidoptera; Nymphalidae. Gene Ontology annotation, molecular function: protein binding.